CCGGCGCUCACCGGAGGAGGGGCGUGCAGGUAGCGGGCGCCCUGGAGCCACCGUCCGUGCGAGGCGCUAUUAGUAAUCCCGUCGCUCGGCCCGCAGAGCAAAGCAAGUCGGGCCGGGUGUCUCCGGGGCCCUCCCCAGCCCGGAGCCGGAUCGAGGCAGCCCUCCUCUCCCCUUCCACGUGUCCCUCCUCCGCGGGCAGCCGAGGGCCUGGGCUAGCGGGCCGGGGGCCAGGAAAAAGGCGCAAACACCGCGGCUGGGCCGCUCCCCUUCCCGCUCAAAAUAGCCCCCGGCCGGGGCUGCCACGCAUUCCGCCGGGCCCCCGGGGCGCGGGAAGGGGUGGCGGGCCGGGCUACGUGGCCGGCCGGGCCUAGUGGGACAGGGUGGGGGCGAGGGCGGGCCGCGCGGUCGGCCGGCCGGCAGGCAUGUGGCUCUCCUUCGGGGAGCCUUGGCAGCCUGGGCUGCGCGCUGCGCCCGGAUGAUGGAGAGCUUCUGGAAUUUCCUGCAGCUGGAGAGCGCGGCCGGCCGGGGGAGCCGGCCCAGCGCAGCUCGGGAAGGGGCGCCGAGCCGCCCCGACCCCCGGACGCGUCUCCGCCGCUCCGGUGGUGUGGGAGACUUGCCCGCCCGGUCCCGGACCUCCCCCGGGCGAGGCAGGAGGCUCCCCUCCCCCGCCGCUCCUUCGGGGCUGGCGGGGGUCCAGGCCCGCCCUUCCCGGCCUGGGCGGCGGACAGGGGCCAGGUGCAGGCGACGCCCCUCCCCCAGCCGCCUGGUUUCCCUCUCGGCCCGUCACCUCUGCAAGAGUCAGAAGCCCUGCGGCCUCCUGGGGAGGGGGCGGGGGCGCAGGCGCAGGCACCGGGGGCGGCCAGGUAGCUGGAGGGGCAGCGGCGGGAAAACUCGGGAGCCGACUCCUCCGGCCGCCAGACCCGCGCCUGCUGCUCGAGCUGAGCCGUCGAAGGGCUUCUCUGUAGGAGGGAGGCGAGGCAGUCCUCUCUCUCCGGCUCCCCCCCACCCCACCUCCUCUCGCAACUACCGAGCCAGUGGGCGGCGGACCGCUGGAAACGUCCUGGAUCGUUUCCCCACCUCCCGCAGCAGCUGGCUUUGAGGGGGCGACUCUGAACCUUGCAGGUCAGAGAGUCCAGACAAGGGACCCUGGAGGGAGGGCCUCCCUUUUGCCGGAGCCCUGCAAUCCAGGGGAGUUGAUGGGAGCUUGCCUGGUUGUCUACUCAUCGGCCUGGACCCCAGAGCCAUCCCAGCUGAGUGUG
Molecule: messenger RNA, 1259 nt
Organism: Onychomys torridus (southern grasshopper mouse)
Lineage: Eukaryota; Metazoa; Chordata; Mammalia; Rodentia; Cricetidae
Product: serine/arginine repetitive matrix protein 3-like
Exons: 2
Coding region: 476-1099 (207 amino acids)
Source: RefSeq, a predicted model, not a curated record